Schistosoma mattheei is the source of this 729-nucleotide messenger RNA. NCBI's taxonomy places the organism in Eukaryota, Metazoa, Platyhelminthes, Trematoda, Strigeidida, Schistosomatidae. The record is from the annotation of a GenBank genome assembly.
AUGGAAAGUAGUGCGAAAGUAAAGGAAUUAGAAGGAAAGAUUAAGGUGUAUGAAGAUGAAAUCCUUAAAAAGGAUGAGUUAAUUCAAAAAUUAUCCAGUAUGGACAUUGAUCAAGUUAAAUCUACUGAACAGAAACUUACUGAUCAUAGUAAUAGUAUAGAACAUGAACAAUAUCAGCAGACAAGCAUAAAACGUGAAGAACUUGCAACAUUACGAAGCAAGGUUGGACAAUUAUGUGAAAAAACAUUAAAUCAAGAAAGUGAAUUAAAAGCAAAAUCAACACUGUUAACUAAAGCGGAAACAGAUAUUGUUAAAUUAACCCAUAAAAACAAUGAAUUAAUAUCUGAAAAUGAAAAAUUAAAAAAACAAGUAAAUGAUUAUACAACAAGCAUUAAUACAAAAAUUACUGAAUAUGAAAUAUGCAAUAAAAAAUUGAAUGAAUCAAAUCAAUUAUUGAAAAGUGAACAAGAUAAGAUAGAUGAAUUGAAAAAGCGUUUAAAUAAACAGAUAGAAGAAAAAGAGAAAUCCAAUUAUCAACUUGAACAAAAUGAGAAACGCUUACAAAAUUUCAUUACAAAAAUGAUUCAUAUAUUCGAUACAUUUUUACAAAAUGAUGAACAUUUAAUUAUUGAUUGGAAAGAUGAAAAAAAUUUAGAAGAUUUAAUAAUUAAAGCUAAAGAUGUCGUUAAUGAAAAUUUAAAAAUAAAGGACAUAUUCAAGAUUUAUUAG